This is a messenger RNA of Paramecium sonneborni, 1280 nucleotides long. Lineage: Eukaryota; Ciliophora; Oligohymenophorea; Peniculida; Parameciidae. The record is from the annotation of a GenBank genome assembly.
AAUCAAUGCAAAUUAAAUAUCAAGCAAUCAUUCUAGGAGGUGGAGAAAAAGCAGGAAAUAUGCUCUUUCCACUCUGUCAAAAUUUUUCUAAAAGUCUUUUACCUAUUGGCAAUAAACCAAUGAUUCUCUAUUAGUUAGAUGUUUUAGAGACAGCAGGAUUUGGACCUUAAGAUAUUUUAAUUUUGAUAACAAAAAAUCAUUAACCCGUUGCUGAUUUAGUUUAGAGAAGAGCAGAAAUAUUUUAUGUAAGUGAUGAUUCUGAAUCAGGAUCUGCACUAUUGGAAGCACAAGAAAAAAUUAAAAAAGAUUUCAUUCUUCUCUCUAAUGACAUAUUGAUAGACGCUAAUAUAUUAGACUUGUUGGAUUUCCAUUAUUCAUAAAAAGCAACAAUCACAUGUUUAAUUAAAGAAGAAGACUUAGAUAAAAAGUAAGGAAGAGCUCCAAUAUCUUGCAAUCUUGAUGAGUCAUUUGAUAUCAUGUUUAUUGGUUCUAAUAAUAGUUUAUUACACAUGACUACUAAAUAAAAUGAUGAUGAAUUAAAUCUUAAAGUAAGUAAAAAUGUUCUUUUGAGUUGUGAGAGUGUGUAAGUAAUGACUAAUUUAUUUGAUACUCACAUUUAUGUUUGCAAAUAUGAUGUAUUAGAGUUGUUCAAACAACUUAGCAAACAAGGAUUAGAUAUAUAAAAUUGGAAAGAAGAAUUCCUACCUUUUGUUAUAAAACAUUAAAAAAAUAUAAAUUUGCUAAAUUUAAUAUCCAAAAAGGAGUAAGAGCUCUUUCAUGAAAGAAAAUAAUAUUAAUUUUCAAUUAAAGUCUUCAUUACCAAAGAGUAUGCAAGAAGAGUAAAUAAUAUCAAAGAUUAUUAACAAGCAAAUUUUGAAAGCAUGAUUUAGGGAGAUAAAAGAAUUCCUCUUUAUUAAGGAUUGCAAGAUUUGCAAAAUUAAGUUUAAUACCCAUAGGAUGCUCGUAUCAGUCCUGAUACUAUAAUUGGGGAAGGAACAAGAAUAGGUAAUAAGGUGACAAUAUAGAGAUCAAUCAUUGGUAAGAAUUGUACUAUUGGGGAUCAUGUAAAAAUCAGUAAUUCAAUAAUUAUGAAAAAUGUUGUGAUAAAUUCAGAGUAUAUUUAGUUAAUCAUAUUAAAAUAGCUGCAUCAUUCAACAUUGCAUUUUGUCAAAUGAGUCUGCUAUAGGACAUGGUACAGAGUUAAAUAAAUGUAAUUUGGGAUAUCUAGCAUCUGUUGAUCCAAAUUAAAAAUUAGGAGAUGAAUGUAUAAUUAGGUGAUG